AGAUACAACUGAAAAUCACGCUGUACUUGACUCCUCAUAUAAAGAGAGUAUCGCACGUUAUGAUAUAUUUACUUCCUGAACCAUGUCCAAAUCAGAGCUAGAGGUUCGACUUGCGCCGGAACGUUUGAACGACAAGAAACCGUGCUCUGCUGUGAAUGCUUAUCACAAUUUGCUGACCCUUCAAGAGGUGCGAGCUUUAGUGAAAGAUGCGACAGGCGUUGAAGCAGAUGUUCAAAAGUUCUAUCUGGAAUCCUAUUCAGACGCGAAGCUUGGAUUUCUAGGGUCCCAUCAGAGGCUCUGCGUGGAAGUAAAAUCCGCAAAUGGAGUGGAAUUGUUGUCCUUCUUCGUUAAAGUUGUACCGUACGAUGUACCAACUCAAGCGGAAUACGUACUUGACAAAUGUGUCUUUCUGAAGGAGAGAAUCUUCUAUCGUGACAUAGUUCCGCAAUUUUACCACGAGUACAAACAUGAACGGUGGACGGCGACCUGUUACUUGGUGAAAGAGAACAUGCUUGUGUUUGAAGACUUGGGUGCAAAGGGUUAUUCAUUGAGGAACAAGUUGUUCGAUAAGGAACUCAUUGUUUCUGCUUUGACAACUUUAGCCAGCUUACACGCGUCCUCUUUGAUGGCGGAAGCACGACUUGGAAAGUCCUUGAAGAAGAUGUAUCCACAUGUCUUCAUGGAGAAUGCUUUCUCUGAAACUGGGAAAACUAGAACGUGGUUCAAUGUCGGCGUGAAUGCAGCAGUUGCUAUCGCUGAACAUCUUGGUCUUGAUGCUAGUUUAAUACCAAAAGCAUGUGAAGAAGUGUUUCCAGCCAUGAAGACGUCAUCUACAAAAAGGAACGUAGUUAGUCAUGGAGAUUUAUGGGGAAAUAAUAUGAUGUUCAGUAAUACUCUACCUCUAAAGUGUUUGUUGGUAGAUUUUCAAUUGUUGAGGUACUCUCCUCUGGCGCAUGACGUGAUACAGUUCCUCUAUCUCUGCGCUGACCGUGAUUUUAGAGUAACCUGGGAAGAGACUAUGUUGAAGCAUUACUAUAGUGUGCUGUGUAAGAUUCUGAACUCGACAAAAUCAAUCUGUGUGGAAGUUCCACCUUGGUCUGAAUUGAUCCAAGGAAUAGAGGAACAGAGAUUAGCUGCUGUCAUCACUGCGGUUAUAUAUUUUCAAACUGUGUUGAUGGACGAGGAAGUAAGCGCGAAAAUUCUGAACGAGCCUAACAGUUAUUAUGAGUUCGAGUUUAAGGAUAGAAACGAGCCCGUACUUAAUGCUAUGAAAACUGACCCAAUGUAUUGUAAGCGAUUAACAGAGAUUAUUACUGAAUUGGUCGAGCUUAGUUUUCGAUUGGAUAAACUACCGAAACCGACAUAACAGUAAAAAAGUUUCUUGAGACUAGUGAUAAAUUUUUUCACUCGCACCUUAGCACAAGUUUUGAACAGAAGUUCAUUGUAACACGACAUUUCGGUUUAUGUACAAUAUUUAUAUAGAUAAAUAUACAUGAACGCAGACAUUGUAUUUGUCAAGUAACAUGUAAUAGU
Molecule: messenger RNA, 1533 nt
Organism: Habropoda laboriosa
Lineage: Eukaryota; Metazoa; Arthropoda; Insecta; Hymenoptera; Apidae
Exons: 1
Coding region: 83-1366 (427 amino acids)
Source: RefSeq, a predicted model, not a curated record